Messenger RNA from Podarcis lilfordi (Lilford's wall lizard), 19080 nucleotides. NCBI's taxonomy places the organism in Eukaryota, Metazoa, Chordata, Lepidosauria, Squamata, Lacertidae. The record is from the annotation of a GenBank genome assembly.
AUGACUGAAGAAGGUAAGAAAUAUUUUGGAAUUUUUGUCUCAGCCUUUUUUUAUACUCCUUUUUAAACAAAAAACAAAAAAACUACUGUGAUUACUUUUCUUCUUCUUCUUCUUGGGUUUUCUUUUUUCAGUUCCUCUUUGCAUGAUUUCACUGACAUAGCGUGAUGUGCUGCCAUACUUCUUAACGUUUUUAUCAACUCGCAUUUGCUGUUUCUUUUUUUAUUGCCAUACAGCAAAUCAGUUUUGCUUUCACAUAGCACACACUUCCACUGAUCGGCACUUUUAAAACUUUGUUCUUCAUGCAAACCUGAUUAUGUCCACAGCAAGCCCUACUGAGUUCAGUGGGACACAGUCCCAUCUAAGUGUGUAAAAAGACCGCUGUCUAAAUGUGCCUAGAUUUAUUAACGCAAGACACAAUGAGACUUAUUAAUCACACUUCUCAUUUCGGAUAUAGCAAGGCUAGGAGGUGACCUUUUGAUUUUGCAAACACCUACGUGCAAAUCGUUCAGAGCUUCAUAAAAAUAUUUGGCUAAUUGAUGUGAGUGUUUUCAUCGAGGUUAGGUGAUGUUGUGCAAUCCACAUUAACAACUGAGAUAUAGUUUACACCUGUGCAGCCAUUUUAAAAAUGUAAGCUAUGCCAGUUAGCAGUUUGCUCCAUCUUGUCAGCACACGCAGUCCUUAUCCUUAUCACACUGAGAACCAGUGAGGUGUAGUGGUUAAGAGCGGUAGACUCGUAAUCUGGUGAACCGGGUUCGAUUCCCUGCUCCUCCACAUGCAGCUGCUGGGUGACCUUGGGCCAGUCACACUUCUCUGAAGUCUCUCAGCCCCACUCACCUCACAGAGUGUUUGUUGUGGGGGAGGAAGGGAAAGGAGAAUGUUAGCCGCUUUGAGACUCCUUUGGGUAGUGAUAAAGCGGGAUAUCAAAUCCAAACUCUUCUUCUUCUUCUUAUCCAAAGUUUUUGAUGGACAAAUGAGAGAUAGGUGAUGCUACUAUCGUCUCCUCCCCAUGGCUGAACCAAAGGUGGAACUGCACUGAGAGUUCUUGCAAUCCUAAUGCAGGGAGGGGGCAAUUGCAAGGAAGAAUCCAUGGAAGGAAGUGAGGCACUUUCCUCUUCCCUCUCUCACUAAUUUGGUCUGAAUGGAUCUCGAACGGGAAGUAAGAUUGGCAUUUUGCCACAAACUAUGUCCAUUGUUGGACACGGGUGGUGCUGUGGGUGAAUCGGAUGACAGAGGCAAAGACAAAUUCUCCUUGUAGCUCGUGACUCCUGAGCUCUUAGGGCUCCUGUAGCACUGGAAAGUGGGACGUGGGUGGUACUGUGGGUUAAACCACAGAGCCUAGGACUUGCCGAUCAGAAGGUCUGCGGUGCAAAUCCCCACGACGGGGUGAGCUCUCGUUGCUCGGUCCCAGCUCCUGCCUAACCAGCAGUUCGAAAGCACGUCAAAGUGCGAGUAGAUAAAUAGGUACCGCUCCAGAGGGAAGGUAAACGGCGUUUUCGUCUGCUGCUCUGGUUCGCCAGAAGCAGCUUAGUCAUGCUGGCCACAUGACCCGGAAGCUGCACGCCGGCUCCCUCGGCCAAUAAAGCGAGAUGAGCGCCACAACCCCAGAGUCAGCCACGACUGGACCUAAUGGUCAGGGGUCCCUUUACCUUUACCUUUAGCACUGGAAAAGUCUGUUGUGUGGAUGGGGCUGGCUUUUCAAAUGCUUCUGGACUUCAGCUCUCAACAGACCCAGUCAACAUGGCCAGUGGUCAGGGAUGGUGGGAUUUUAGAUUAACACUGCCAGGUUCCCCUCCCUUGCUCUCUUGAGUGUCAUGCUAAGCGGCUGAAAUGAGCACUUUCCCCAUUAUGGCCCUGGCAGUCAGUGCAACCACUGGCUUUGUUGGGGGGGUGGGGGUAGGCACAACUGCCUGUCCGUGAGUCCCUCUGGCUGCAAGAGGAACAGGUAUGAUCUUGCAAGAGGACCCGGCCAAUAGGACCAGAUUGUAAAUAACCUUUUCUGUUUGCGUGCCUCUUCUGAUGACUCCAUAAUCAAUCUGUAUCCAUUUUUCUACCCAUAAGUAGAUUUGUACUCUUAACCAUGUGAGGUUUUGUACCUAUUAUUUUAGAUUUGCGUUUUCCACUGCAUUAGAAUGAACUAACUAAUGAACAGAUGACAUCUCAUUAAUCGGUUCUUCAUUUCUUUUUGUAAGCGCUCUUUAUAUAGUCUGGCUUUUGUUUCUUGAAGCACCCAUUGAUCUCGCUAUUACAUUACCGUAUGUUGUAUUAAAUGCUCCUGUUUUCAAGCUGUGCCAUGUUUGCCAAGUGCAUUCUUCUGUGUCAAACCAGUACCAACUUUAAAAUACAUCCAUCGGACACUGCAAACAUCAAAUAAUAAAAAUGCUUCGGGAUGGAUGAAUCUUGCCGCUGGAGAGACGAAUUUUAUUGGUGUCCAUCAAUUGCCAUGUUUAUCUUUUAUUUGAUUACAUGAUUAUAUCCAAGCUUUAUGCCUUCAUAGAUAACCUUCUAUGUUCCUAGUCCCAGUUUUCGUUGCUUCUCUGCAUCCAGCCAUCUUCUGCUCUCCAAAAGCCUUUCAGAAAACCACAAAGGUUACAUUUUUAGAAACUAAUCUGAUCUAAGAAAGGUCUUUUGAGGGGGGCAAAAACCAUUGUUGUCUGCAUCUCAGAAACAUAAUGAAAAGGGAAAUAGAAAAGUAUUUCUCUUCCACCACUUCCCCACAAAUAUUUGGUAUUUCCCGCUGCCUACUGCCUACCAUUAUAUUUUAGCUAUAUCCUUAAAUCACUCCACUACUAAUUGAAAAGCAAUUGUUAAGAUGAAUACCGGAAGUCUGUGCUGCGGGCGGAUCCCAGCUAUAGCUGAAGACACAAUCAUGUGCUCUUCCCACCCCCCAGGCAAAGGAGUUGAAUGCGGUUGUAAAAACAGAUUGCUGCUCAGGGUACAUACAUUCUUCUUUUUCUUUUUUUUACUUUCACCUCUUCUACAUAAGCUUUUCAUGGUUUAGCAAAUAUGCCAAGCUUUUUUGUCCAAAGACAACAACAGAGCAAAACAAAUACAUAUAUCCAUCAUGGGAAGUAUCCUGGUUUGUGCAAAAGACAGGUUCUUAUUUUCAGAUAAAAUGGGAAACUGGUUUGCUGCAAACUCUGGGUUGUUUUACUACAUUCAAUUUGAAUCAGACACUGGUCCGUGGUGUUCGCUCAGCCAGUUCCUGCUCAUUAUCAAAAUUCAUUAUCAAUACAGAGAAAAUUUAUUGUAGGAUAAUUACAAAUGUCAUGGAGUUAGGUCUCUGAGUUGCAUAAAGGUCUUAUUGGGUUAAAGUAUUUUAUUGAUUAAUUGAUAAGUAAAUAGCGUAUGAUUUGUUGGCUGCAUUUUAUUGUUUGUGUCAUAUAAUAAUAAUAAUAAUAAUAAUAAUAAUAAUAAUAAUAAUAAAUUUUAUUUAUAUCCCGCCCUCCCCAGCCAAAGCCAGGUGUCUUAAAACUGUUGUACGCUACCUUGAGAUUCUCAGAGGAAGGAAAAAGAAACAUUUUAAUUAUCCCCCCCCCCCCGUUGCAUGAGUGAAUCUCCAAUUCCUCUCCGUCCCCCUUGUGGUAUAACCCCCCUAUCUGUUCCAGAGGGUUGGGGGAUCCUCUGGAAAAGAUUUUGGGGUCGGCUGGUGGGCUAUAGGGGGAGGAGAGGAGCAGGAAGUCCCAUUGCUCAUGCAGAAGUCAGUUGUGCAUUCAGACAGAUAUCAUUGGUAUUCACCCCUAUAUUUACUAGGUAGGCUCUAGCUUGAGAAUGAUUUUGCCACAAUUAAUGCAUUAGUCUCUGGGCUGCCACAGGCCUCUUAGGCUGCAAUCCAUUUAAUUUAGUGAGAUCUAGUGUAAACUUGCAUAGGAGUGAGCUGUUAGUUGUCUCUUCUGGAAUUUGUCUCCUAGGAAUGGGAAAAAAAAGGCGAAGCAUAGCAGUCAUCCUAUUAAUAAAAGUUGGUGUUAAUUCUGACAGGUUUCUUCAUUCAGCGUUAAUUGAAACCAAAUCCAUGUGCCCCCUUGGUCUAAGGUGCUGUCUCUCAGCCUUGCAGGAGCUUCUGAUGAUACAAAUGCACACGCAAUACUAAGCCACCGUUUUGCAGCUAUUCAAGUUGGAAGAUAUAAGUUCAGCUUGCUGUUUCACGGUGCAAGAAGCUGAGGCAGUAACAGGAAUCUGCCACCUCCGAUAGCUGUGCUUUAACAAAUGUGGUUUUUUCUUUCUUUCAGGAAAGUUCAAAGAAAGGGCAUCUAUUCUUCAUAAGAUGGCCAAAAAGUGUCAGGUGGAGGAUGGUGAAAAACGGAAUGGAAGUGCUAAUCAUGCCGGUAGGCAAAACAUAAUAAUAUUUAAUUAUUUCGUUUGCAGAUAUGUGAAUAGAUAUCAAAGACCAGCUCACAUAACAUAACACAAUAAUAACAGCAUUCAUAAAGAUAAAAUAUACAAUCGGAGCAGAUUGCAGCAUUCGCUCAUGAGUUAAAAUUGAGAUAUAUACAUACACCCGUACAACUGAGAUUUGGGCUAGCAUAAAAAAAAUUGACCCUGAGGCGCCCCAAAGGGGAACUUCAGCAUUUCCCUAGUAAGCUAUUUUAUUCUAGAGGAUGAUCUGUGCCUACAAAUCUGGGCGCAGAAUCUGGCUACCAGCCAGGUCGUCUUACGAUCUUUGCCUAAGAGGAGAGAAUUAAAUAUGUGAAUAGAAAUGCUAUAGAGUACUUUACUCAAGAAAAUACCGCAUUUUUUAAAAAAUGAGGUAAUACCUAUGUAUUUAUAGUAUAAUUGCAAAAUAGCAUGUGCUUUUUUUGUUGCAAAGAAACCUGCAGCUGUUCUGCACAAGAUGGAUGGGUCUGGCAUUCUCAUCUGUCUUCCAGUGCAGACAUGCUUCCCUUGGCUUCUUGGUAUAUGCGGUGCAACUGUGUUCACCAAGUUGAAAGCAGCAGUGAAAAACAAGCUUUCCUUCUGCAACAUCUUUUUUCCAUGCUUGAUUUUAUUUAAGCUUAGAUCAGCAGUGGGAACAGCAGCCCACCGGCCUAAUUAGGCCCAGCAAGCCAUUUCCCAAACCAGACACACCUGCCCACAUGAUGUGUGAUGCAGUGACAGUGAACCCCUUUGAAGGUAUCACCUGACGUCAUACUAGAAUCAGCUGAUUGACAGCUGGGCAGUCCCACUCAACCAGUUCCCCUCCCCUCCCCUGGUUUAGAUAAUCCUCUGUGAUCACACAGGCUAAUGAUGGUCAACAAGUUGGCUCAUUUGCAACCCACCAGCUAAUACACGCGUAUGUCCCCCAAUUAAGGGAUAGACCCGCAUCCCUCAUCCACAUUCUUCUAGAGACUGGCUAGGAGUCAGAGAAUAUACUGCAGAAUAAGCAGUGCCUUUUAUGCCUUCCUCCUUCACCUGUUCACGAGUCUUUAAAUUGUGGUGUGUGUGAAUUGCCCAGGUUUAUCCUUGCACCAGUCAGGUCUAGCAGAAUGGGAACUAGGAGAAUCCCAAAGCACUGCAAAUUCUUCCUCUCUUGCGACAUAAACGCUUAUGUAUGGGCAAAGAGGAGCAAAUAACAGAGCUUCUCUCUGCCAGUUUCAUCUCCUGAGCAGUUCUACCUGAGGUCCUGGGAGUUGGCUGUGUCUGUAAGAGGCAGAUGCACGAUAAGAGACUAAUUCGCUCUGGGUGAGCAGCUGUGUAAACAAGGAGGUGAUUAAUUAAUAGACUUGAUAUUGGAGCAAAGAAGGUAAAGAUUACAAAGAUAUUAUAUUAAACUCUGUUAGCAUUCAGUUUGACUCUCCUUUAAAUGCCACUGGCUUCAGUAGGUUUAAGCUAGACUAUUUUUGUCUCAAACUAACUCUUAUAUCAGCUAAUUAAAUACCAGUGCUUAACUGUUCAAUGAGUUUACAGAUUAAUGGUUGAAAAGUAACUGAUAUGUUCUCAGUUUUGCUUACGUUUUGUUUUUUAAUUUCUGGAAUAUGCUUCAGGUGCCCCAAACGCUGCAAAAGUCGAAGUUGAAGUGACACCACCAAAUGAUGGAGCUAUGCAAAACGGAACGGCUGUUGGAGCAGUAGAGGUUGCUAUCUUAUUCCUUCCCCUUCUCCCCCCUGUCUCCUCCAUCCCUAUUUAUGCAUGAUUUCGUGAUGCACAGGAAGUACCAUAAAAGGGCAAAGAGAUUCAUAAAAUUAUGAAACACUGGAGAGAGAGAGAGAGAGAGACUCUUCUUCUUCUUCUCUUCUUCUUCUUCCUCCUCUUCUCCCUCCUCACAAGAAUUCAGUCCUCCACAGGUAUAGCAAGUUAUCAUACGGUGUUUGUGAAUUGCAUGGACACAAGCUGUAGUGUUGGCCACUUGGUUUGAUCACUUGGCCAUUAGCUUUAUGCCCUCCUCACACACCCCUUAGAAACAUCCAGCUGGUCACUGUUGCAAACAGAAUUAUGGGUGUAGGCCACGGAUGGGGAAGUUGUGGCCUUCCAGAUGUUGCCGGACUUUGGUGCCUGUCCUCGCUGACAAAGGACUAUGCUGGCUCAUCUUCCUCAUCCCUGGACAAAGUGGGCCUUUGGUCCAUUUCAGUAGCACCCUUAUGUUUUCACCGUACGAAGUCUGUGGGCCCAGGGUGGGGGACGCUUACCACUUAUCAAGAUAUAACCUAUAUGCGAGAACAAUCACCUUGGAGAUUUAUGUGGUUUCACAUAAGCUGAUGCAGCAGCCGUGUCGUGUGAUACGUGGCAAACUGGCUCUCCAAAACUUCUGAGUGAACAUUUUUCUCAAGGUUGGGCCAAAGUCAGCGAUGUUUCCUUCCAGGGUGCAUUUCUCAUGCUUGCCUAGGGAGCUGCGUUCAGAUCACCUGGUUCCAUUAAUAGAGAUUCUUUCCUUGCGCUGAGGAAAACAUUUCCUCCCAAGACUGCAGCCUGUCAGCUGUGAUUAACUGGAUUCAUAAAAGGGACACGCUUGUGAGUGCUGCAACCUAACCCGCAUUCUCUCGUUUUAUUUUAUUUCUCAUUAUUUAUAAGAUUUUAUUACUACAUUACAAUUAAAAAGAUUAAUCUAAAAGAAAAAGAAGGAUACAAAGCCCUCUUUCACAGGUAAAUCUUAACUUAGACUAACACAAGUUUUGACCCAGAAUGAGUUUUUGACAAAUGGAUUCCCACUUUCAAGACUUCAUAAUUAGAGUCAUAGCAAAUAUACCUGUGGCUCCACUUUUGAUGUUCCUGAAUAGUCUUGAAAUAAUUUCAGCUUUUAAACAAGGCUGUCUUCAAAGCAGACAGACAAAAAAAGACAAAGCGCAGUGAUUUAAUUUUCCAUAUGAAUAUUGUUUUGUUAUCUUCUUGUUUACAUUAGGUAUCACCCAGGACUUUAAUUUCAGUUAAGCACUUUGAUUUCACUGGGAGAUAUUUGAGCAUCUGCUCUACUCUCCCAUUGAAUCACCAGGAUUUAAGACUGCUUAGUUUGGCCUGGAUCUUGCCCUUUGUCUGUCUAACAAGGAAGUGUUUUCUUUAAGCACAGUGAGAAAACACAAAAGGGUCUAGAACUGAAUGAAUUAAUUUGGAAGUCUUUAUCCUUCCUGUCACUCAGGCCUCAGAAAUUAUUCAGGAAGAACAGAGGCACAAGGAAGCACAACUGCAUCUCAUAGAAUAUUCUAUGUACAGUCGUCGUGUGUCUAGCAUUUUCUAAGCCCACUGGAAAAUCCUGCAGAGUCAGGAAGUCUUGUUUUCAAAAGCAAAGUGCUAUGUCUGCCUUAUUUUGAAUAAACUGUAAAGAGAAGGGACCUGACUUUUUGCAAGUCCAUACAACUGGAUCAAACCAUGUUCUCUGCCAGUUCUGCGAAAGAAGAAAUCAACAAAAAUCUGGCAUCAGAAAUGGCAACAUUUAGAAACCAGUGGGUGAGCCUUUUAAUUUCCCAGAACGCUCCACUUUUUAUAUGAAUGUUGGGAGUUCCCUGCCAGAGGAAUUUCAGAGGGAGAACAGCGUGUCAGAUAGCUGGAUUGAGACUAAUCAAGAAGUUUGAUUCCAUUCAUUUAAGCUGCACUAGAUACCAUGUUUUCCUGCCCCAGUAUAGCUGUUAAUUGACAUAGUCAAACUCUGAUGCUGCUGCUAUCAGCAAUUGCUGUUCCGUAUUUUAAGCUUUACACAGAGUUGUGGACAUUGUCAUGUAUCCCCCAGCUGAGAUUCUAGGCCACGGGUGUCAAACACAUGUGGCCCGUGUAGCCACCACCGGCCGCCAGCCUUCACCUUUUAUUCUCGCUUUUUCUUUUCUUUUUUGACACAAGAAAGCCGCCUCUUCAGCGCAUGCGCGGCAGCCUACAAGCCAGAGAACACCUGCCCUCUAGCGGCGCCGGCCGUUCUACACAGGAAACCUCCACUUUACUGUAGGACCUACAGAUACAACCGGCCCUUUGAGGCUGACCAAACUGCUGAUAUGGCCCCCGAUGAAUUUGAGUUUGACACCCCUGUUCUAGGCCAUGAAAAUUUAUACUGCACUGACAGCCCAAACCUGUACAUGUUUACUUAGAAGUAAGCACCACUGAGUUCUUUGGGACUUACGUACAGGUGAGGGAACACAGGAUUAAAGCCUUAAUCUGCUGGUCUUUCAGUAACCUUGCCAAGAUGACACAGCUGCCCAAUGGCAGGUGCUGAACUACUUGUUACACUACUUAACUCAGGCCAAGAAAAUCUUGCAAGCCUGUUCCUCAUAGCUUCUACUAAUCUGAGAGUAGUGUACUUUGCAACCAUUCAUAUUUCAUAGAGCAGCAAUGCACUCUAUUUCAUUUCCGAUAAACAAAAGCUACCACUCGCUUUCCAAAGAAAAGGCCAUGUAUUACUGUAUAUUUUCUUGCUGCUAGCAUUAGAAUGUUAUGUUCUAUAGCUUGGCACUGAGUAUGUUUGAUUUUUAAAAAGGCCAAAAGUACUACAGGAGCCGCUCGCUGAAAAAAUUAGGCUGCCCUAUGGAAGAUCAUCCAGAAAUUUUAUAUACCUUUUAAAAGCACCAUUCCCCUGUUAGAUAAGCAGUUAAGCAAGUUCAGCUGUAAUUGUUCUAACCUGUGACUUCCCUAAAAAUAACAUUCACUUUCACAUUAACAUCUCCUCCCACUCAGACGUGUUCCUUUUUUACCAGUUUCUAUGGAAACCAAAUCAGAAAUAUAUAUAUAUAUAUGCGCGCAUGCCUGCCAUGGCAAAGACAACUUCUAGUGAAAAGGGGCAAACUUAAGUCCAUAUUGUUUUCUCUGUGAUUAGUAAACAGCUUUAUUGAAUGACUAUGGCAAAGUGGGUUUUGCUUGAUACAUCAGAGAGAUAACACAGGAUUUACUCAUUUCAGGAAAAGUUCCUCUCUGGAGUGUUUUGUCUCCUUGCAAUGCAUACUGGGCCACUUUUGUCAAAAUAGCUUGACUUUUAACUAUGAAUAGUUGGCCAUUUCUCCCUAUCCCAUUAUUCCUUGGGAUCACUGAAUGUUUCUAACAAGAUAAACAGCUUUUGGGGGAGUGAAGAGUGAGAACAUGCAUUUAGAUGGUGUGGUUCUGUAGAAUUAUAUCUCUUCAACUCAUGGGUUGCAGUUCUGCUCCUAAGGUGUAUCACAUCUGUGUCAUCAGCACUGCAACCAUUGGUCAUUUAAAGUUUUUUAAGGAGAAUGAACAGACAGAAGCAGAGCAAAGGUGAAUCACAUUACUCCAAAACAUGGUUAAUACCAACAAAGUAGGCAAGGAGUGAAUUAUCACAGGAAAGGCUGGGAGCAGUAGACCAUCUCAACUUUACAAACCAGUAUAAUUACAGAGACUUUGGUAAAGGUAAAGGUAAAGGGACCCCUGACCAUUAGGUCCAGUCGUGACCGACUCUGGGGUUGUGGCUCUCAUCUCGCUUUAUUGGCCGAGGGAGCCGGCGUACAGCUUCCGGUUCAUGUGGCCAGCAUAACUAAGCCGCUUCUGACGAACCAGAGCAGUGCACGGAAACGCCAUUUACCUUCCCGCUGGAGCGGUACCUAUUUAUCUACUUGCACUUUGAUGUGCUUUUGAACUGCUAGGUUGGCAGGAGCAGGGACCGAGCAACGGGAGCUCACCCCGUCGCGGGGAUUCGAACCUUCUGAUCAGCAAGUCCUAGGCUCUGCGGUUUAACCCACAGCGCCACCCGCGUCCCUUACUUUGGUACUGGACUUUAAUUUCCCUUUGCUGGGUUGAUUUACACAAGCAAUUUUUGACUGCUUUUGGGUGGCCCCUGCUCCUCUAAUAGUGGUGUAUCAGAGAGUGAGACUUGUCAUCAUCAUCACUUUUAAUUUGUAUACCGCCUUUCUAUCUUACAAUACUCAAGGCGGUUUACAAGCUGAAGAAACAAAGAAUAUACACCUUAUAACAAUUUAAUGCAAUACAAGAAUGUAAUAAUGAAACAGCUUUAAAAUAAGCAAUCGACAUCAAAUAAAGUAACAUUCAACAAUCAUUAGAAUAGUAUAGAAUUAUAAUAUCAGCAUAUAAAAAUUAAACAGAAACCCGAUUGCAAUAAAUAAUUUCAAAUAAAUAAACAAUUGCAAUAAAUAAUUUCGAAACUACAAUCAAUAAAACAACGGCAAGCCACAGUGCAUAAAAUAAUACAAUACAAAUUGAGAAGCAAAGACUGGAGGGUGGGGCAAGGCAGGUGGAAGGCAAAUUGCAUCAGCUGAAAAUCCCUCUUCUGCAGAACUAUUAAUGGUUCAGGAGCCCUGUCCUCAUUUUCCACUGGCCAGCCAGACUGUGAGCUCAGAUCACUGGCAAGCAACCAGUUCUGAGAGUAACCUCACGCAGAUCACAGUCUCCGCGCAGGUGAUUGACGCCUGUGGCAGCUAAGCCAGUUUCCCCCAUAGUUCAUUCAGCAUUGGCAAGGUGAAGGAAUAGCUUACGCAACAUGCAGAGUGCAAACACUCCACUUCAGGGGGAAAUUGGAAUGGUGCAUUACGGCAAAAAUUCACUUACAAAAAUAUUGGAGCCUAUGAGGUUAACAUGAUGAAACAGCAACUAGACCUGCCUGAAAACAAUUUGGAAUAGGCUCCUUCGGGAGAUUGUAGACUCUCCUUCCUUGGAGGUCUUCAAGCAGAGGUUGGAUGGCCAUCUGUCAGGGCUGCUUUAGCUGAGAUUCUUGCAUUGCGGUGCGUCAGACUAGAUGAUUCUCGGGGUCCCUUCCAAUUGCACAGUUUGGUUAUUUUAUGCAUAGUAAGGUAAACGGCGUUUCCGUGCGCUGCUCUGGUUCGCCAGAAGCGGCUUUGUCAUGCUGGCCACAUGACCUGGAAGCUGUCUGCAGACAAACGCCAGCUCCCUUGGCCAAUAAAGCGAGAUGAGCUCCGCAACCCCAGAGUCGGUCACGACUGGACCUAAUGGUCAGGGGUCCCUUUAACUUUACCUUUUUAACUGAGUCACGCUGCUUCAAAAUUGCAGCAAAGCUACUCGGUUCAGCAGGGCUGUUGCAAACUGCUGCUGCUAAUGCAGGAAGACGGCAACAUCACGGUCAACAACAACAACAACAAUUUAAUAUUUAUACUCCGCCCAUGUGGCUGGGUUUCCCCAGCCACUCUGGGCGGCUUCCAACAAAACACUAAAAUAUAAUAACCUAUUAAACAUUAAAAGCUUCCCUAAACAGGGCUGCCUUCAGAUGUCUUCUGAAAGUCUGGUAGUUGUUUUUCUCUUUGACAUCUGGUGGGAGGGCAUUCCACGGGGUGGGUGCCACUACUGAGAAGGCCCUCUGUCUGGUUCCCUGUAACUUGACUUCUCACAGUGAGGGAACCACCAGAAGGCCCUCGGCGCUGGACCUCAGUGUCCGGGCUGAACAAUGGGGAUGGAGAUGCUCCUUCAGGUAUACUGGACUGAGGCCAUUUAGGGCUUUAAAGGUCAGCACCAACACUUUGAAUUGUGCUUGGAAACGUACUGGGAGCCAGUUUAAAGCAAGACUAUUAUGGACCAAAACACAUGUUAAAGUAUAUCCUAAUUGGGAUUUAGCAUUUCUGUAGCCUGUACAGGAAUCCCAUUUUCCCCAUCAUUAAAACCAUUGCAGAGUUGUUUAGAUUAAGAAAUAUUAAGUAGGUGCAAGGUUUUUACGGCUGAAUUGUAACUGAUUCUCCUAUCCGAACAUUCUACGUAGUGAAUAGCCUCUAGGCUAGAAAAUGAGUUUUCACAGUACAGGUGGUCCCCCCCCCCCAAUCCUUUGUGAGCACAUGCAACAUUGAAUGGGCUCUGCACUAUAGAACACAGAAUCACACAUUCUGGGCACAUGCUCCAUUUUUUCAAAGCACGUUUUUAGCCCUUAUUGCUGAACAUGAAUGGGAAAUGUUUGGUGAAUGUUCAGGACCUGGAUGGGAAAGAGGAGGGAGAAAUUUUGAUUAUUCAGUGCUCUGUCAAGUUUUUUGCUGCUCCCCAUUACUUGCAGAAGCAAAGCAAAUUCAGUGAAAUAAGUUUCUGCUUCUUUGCCAUCCAAAAUCUGGGUUAUAUAAUAUUGCAAAAAAAAAGUUUUUUGUUUUUUUUUAAAAGGAAAUUCAGUGAAAAGUGUACAUAGUUUGGACCCAAGACUGAUUUGUAACUGUUACCUUUCUUAUAUCACAAGAUGCUAAAACUUGUAUAGCUUUUAUGCUGGUAUUAUUAUUAUUAUUUACCACCCUUUAUCUGAAAAUCCCAGGGCGGUGUGCAACAUAAAAAGCACAACUUUCCGUUUUGCAGCCAAAUUAACAUUAUUGCAAUUUCUCUCCCUUGUAACAGGAAGAGGAGGAUGAAGAUCAGCCCCUCAGCCUGGCCUGGCCCGACACGCCCCGCAAACAACUCACCUAUCUGGCUAUUCUCCCCAUCGUUUUCCCAUUAUGGGCUACCCUGCCUGACGUCAGAAACCCUGUAAGCAGUGCAAUGAUUAUUCCCUUCUUGUAUAGGAUUUGAAAUAUUGGGUAUUGUCAGGGAACUGCCAUCAGCUCAGAGGCGAGAGGGGGAAGGGCAGCUGGAUUGCGGAGAGCCUCCAAAGAUCGUGGGAAGCAGCACCUCCUCAGCGGAGGAAGGAAGCCCCGCCUCUAGUGGGGAAGAGCUGCAGGGCUCGGAGGAUGCAAGGCAGUGCCAGGACACCUUGCCUGAGCGAAGCAGGGAGGAGGGAGGUCCUCUUUUACCCAAGCCUUCCCUGCGCAGUAGGCUUUCGCGCAGAGAGGGGAGGCGUCGGCUGGGGGUCAAGAGACUACUCUGCUGGGGAAAGUUUAAGGACCGCCCACUCUCAGAUUCUGCUAGUGAGUGAGCAAGACAUGGAAUAGAGGCGUUCUGCAUUGCAAAUGUUUUGCUCCAAUAAUAAAGCCUUUGAAAAGACCAGUGAGGGACCUUGCCUGAUCGCUCUUGAGCAACCACACCAAUAGACAUAACAGGUAUCUUAAGUAGCAGAUCUUCUCAAGAAGUGUACGGUUGUUAGGGAUCUGUAACUAAGUUCAUGAUCCCUUUGCCUCCGUUAAAUUUCCUGGUGGAGAAAAUACCCGGCAAGAGUUGCUGCGGGAAAUGACAUUUGGUUUGAGCCGUUCUUAACCUGGCAGACAAUAGCUGUGAAUAUAUUGCCAUUUACCUAUGUAAAUAUUUAAUGGCAACCUAUAAAAUACGGCAUGAAUAGUCCUUUCAUGUUGAUCCCUGUGGCUGUUUCUUUAGAUGUCUAUUAUCAGUACAUAUGCAUAAGAAAUAGUCCCCCUUGGAUUCUGCAGGCGCCCAACAGUUUGUGUAUCCUUCAGUCCCCUCUUCUGCAGAAGUUUCUGCAUUCAUUUGGAUAAAGUAUUUUCCAUAAUAGAAUCAAGGGAGCACACCAGUUCUUUCCUGGAAAGAAAUUCCGUUUUUUGUUUUUUGUUUUUAAUUUCAGUGGAGCUUCCUUCCAUGCAAAUAUAAAAAGCUUCACAGCCUAAGAUUGUGCAUGUUUCGUUUCUCACCUUUAGAGCCAAGCAGCCUGCCCCUCCCAAGUGAAGUUGUAGCCCCUCCAUUUACUAUUUUGUAUUUUCUUCAGUGGGACGCGGGUGGCGCUGUGGUUCGAAUCCCCGCAACGGGGUGAGCUCCCGUUUCUCGGUCUCUGCUCCUGCCAACCUUGCAGUUCAAAAGCACAUCAAAGUGCAAGUAGAUAAAUAGGUACCACUCCGGCGGGAAGGUAAACGGUGUUUCCAUGUGCCACUCUGGUUCGCCAGAAGCGGCUUAGUCAUGCUGACCACAUGACCCGGAAGCUGUACGCCGGCUCCUUCAACCAAUAAAGCGGGAUGAGCACCGCAACCCCAGAGUCGGUCAUGACUGCACCUAAUGGUCAGGGAUCCCUUUACCUUUAGGUUUUAACACCUUUGUAGCAUGCGCAAAUGAGCAACAAGGCAACUGGUUGCACCAUCAUACAGCGUAGACCAGGCAUGUCCAAAGUCCAUUUUGGAGGCCUAAUCCAGCCUGCCGGUCGGUUUAAUCUGGCCCCUGUGGUAGUUUAUUUCCUGAGGUAAAAUCCUAAAAAAAACAAAAGCUCAACGACUUUGAGGGGAAAUCAUAAAAAAGCUCAACAACUUCAGUCCUUAAAAAAAGCCACGGUCUGUCAUUUCAUCAAAUCUGGCCCUCUGUGAAAAAAGUUUGGACACAACUGUAGACAGAUUAAACACUUAAAGAGAAAUUCUCUUGGAAAGUCAGGGCCAGUGCAAACCACCUGGGGUUGAGGAACGUACUAACUCUGAUUCAAAUGAUGUCCCUUUCCACCUUUUGUUGUUGUUGUUGUUGUUCUCAAAACCUAUUUGGGCACGUUUUCCAAAUAAAUCUUAAUUAAUUCACGUAUUUCUAGCAAUGGAUUCGUGCUGCUCAUAGGAAUAUGCUUUAAGGAACAACUCGUUUGUUUUAUCAAAAGUUAUUCGGUAGUAAUAAUGACUGUCACCCAGUUAAAGAAAUCUUAGUCCAUUAUGGAUUGGCUUUAAUCAAACUGGUAAUUCAUUCUUCAUGCUUUGGGGGACGUGGGUGUAUUUUCACAAGUGAUACCAUUGUAGGAGAGGCAUUACCUCCCGUGAAGAAUAAAUGUAUCUUCUUUGAUGGUGCCUAUCAUCUGUAGCUGCGCUGUAUUCAAAAGCUCGCUAGGCAGCACAUUUUAAUAAUGUUAAUUAUUUUUCUGCACGUACUUACACAAAAGCACUUAGAGUUAAAAUAAUUAACAUUAUUAAAAUGUGCUGCCUGAUUAUUUGGGGAGCUUUUGAAUUGAUUAACCUAAUGUUUAAAGGUUGUCGCUCUAGUUUUAAUGUAUUGCACUUCAUAAUUUAAGAGCUGAAAUGUGCAUCAAGGAAAUCUAAAUUGCUCAGAUGAAGCACUGCAUAUCAGCUGCACUGAGCCAGCUAAUCUUCCUUCAAGUUGCUGAAUCCAAUUGGUGUUGUCAGGGUGGAAAUUGGAUAUUUGCUUUAUAAAAAAAUACUUGUCAGCAUGUCCUAUUGCCAUGACGGCAGGAAAGAUGGCUAGUAAUAAAGAAGUUGCUAGGUUCUUUCCAAUACGCAUUACAAAAAAAGUCAUGCAUUUCUUCUGGAAGGAAAUGUUCAGACGGGAAAUAGCCGAUGGAUUGUUGUUGUUUAGUCGUUUAGUCAUGUCCGACUCUUCGUGACCCCAUGGACCAGAUCACGCCAGGCACUCCUGUCUUCCACUGCCUCCCGCAGUUUGGUCAAACUCAUGCUGGUAGCUUUGAGAACACUAUCCAACCAUCUCAUCCUCUGUUGUCCCCUUCUCCUUGUGCCCUCCAUCUUUCCCAACAUCAGGGUCUUUUCCAGGGAGUCUUCUCUUCUCAUGAGGUAGCCAAAGUACUGGAGUCUCAGCUUCAGGAUCUGUCCUUCCAGUGAGCACUCAGGGCUGAGUUCCUCCAGAAUGGAGAGGUUUGAUCUUCUUGCAGUCCAUGGGACUCUCAUGAGUCUCCUCCAGCACCAUAAUUCAAAAGCAUCAAUUCUUCAGCGAUCAGCCUUCUUUAUGGUCCAGCUCUCACUUCCAUACAUCACUACUGGGAAAUAGCCGAUGGAUAGUUUCAACUAAUCCUUUCAGAACCCUUUUGCCAUGCCCUCUCUCACCUUAGAGAUGCAAAGAUCUUGUGGAAAUGUGCUUCCAAGACACAGGGGCAUUUCAAAACUAGAGGAGGGGGGUAACAACAUUCAGCAAAUUGCAAGGGCCGGCUCCUGGAUGCAUUAAGGAUUAAAUUGUGAAAAGGUUUAUUACAGGAGCAUUUCUUCUGAUUAUUUCUGUUUGCCUUGAGGGAUUAAGUCAGAAGGAUAAAAAUGUGGUUGGGGUGGAUUGGCCAUGCACAUAGAAGCAAAACAGAUUAUACAUCUGGGUAAAUUUCAGUAGAAUGCCUCAUUUUGUGGACUUUGGACUAAACUAGUAGCACCUCUACUUACUGUUCCCAUUCUUUCUGUUUUUCAGAGCUCAAAGAAGUUUUUCCCCUUAACGUUUUUCGGAUCGAUCUCUUGGAUAGCAGUAUUUUCUUACCUAAUGGUCUGGUGGGCACAUCAAGUAAGUGAAAGAUACGUCUCUGUUUUGUGUGUAACCCUUCCCGUCUGAAAAUUUCACUAUAUCGCAAGCUAACUUAACUUGAUACAUCUAAUGGCUUUUUUUACUCUGCUUCUGUACCUUGACGAUACAACUAGUAGAGUGAGAUGAAGCUCUGGGUGUAAGGAUGGGGGACAGAAGCUGUUUUUUAUUUAGUACUGUUAUUUAAGACCUUCCGGGGCAACUUAAAACAGGAAAGGGAUAUGGAGCUGAAUAACAAUACCAUAAAAUAAGUAAAACAGCCAUUUCAGCAUAAAAACAGAACAGGGCACUGAAGAAACCCACCCUGGAAAAAUAAAAAGGUCUUCAGCUGGUGCUGGAAAGAUGCCAGACAAGUGGUGCCACAAUCGAAAAGGCCCUGUAUCCAAUCACGGCCCUCUUCAUUUGAAAAAGUGCUAUAGAUCUGGAGAAGAACCUCUGAGGAUAAUUUUUAUAUCCAAAAAUAUAUCUAUGGAGUUGGGGAGCUAAAAUAGCACAGUGCUCAAAAGCAAAAUCAGCAGCAGACCUAACAGCUUGAAGAAUGCCAGACCAGCUAAGGGACCAGGUAACAAAUGCUGAAAGCCCCUUGAAAGAUAAUCAUCGGUGUUAUUAGGUCAAUAAGGAAAGCUCUCUUCAUAGAUCAGUUAAGACUGAAUAUGGACUCACCAAAGAGCAAAGGGAAGGUCUGCUUGCACAUGUAAGCGUUCUUCCUCCUGGGGACGUCAGCCCUGAAUUAAGCACACAGAGAGACUAGAGCAGGCAUAGGCAAACUCGGCCCUCCAGAUGUUUUGGGACUACAACUCCCAUCAUCCCUAGCUAACAGGACCAGUGGUCAAGGAUGAUGGGAACUGUAGUCCCAAAACAUCUGGAGGGCCAAGUUUGCCUAUGCCUGGGCUAGAGUAUACUUCUCUACUCUGCUAAGUAAAGUAUGUUUCGCAAAGAAGUGUUUCUCGCUUCCACGAUUUCAGCUUAUUAUUUUGUGUUUAGGUGGGAGAAACCAUUGGCAUCAGCGAAGAAAUCAUGGGUCUGACGAUUUUAGCUGCUGGCACAUCGAUCCCUGACCUAAUUACCAGUGUUAUUGUGGCACGUAAAGGCCUGGGGGACAUGGCGGUGUCCAGCUCUGUCGGAAGUAACAUCUUUGACAUCACUGUGGGGUAAGUACUGUUUUUCUUUUUUUUUAAAGCGGCAACACUCAAUUUUAACUUAAGCCACAGAUUAAAACUUUACACUACAGUUAUUAGUUGCAGUUCUUGCUUGCUACUUUGGGGAAAAGAUGUAAAUUAGAAAUACGAAACCUCAAGGGGAAAGUAGUUCACAGCCUGUGAAAGCUGCUCAAAGUUACUUCUCUUCAUGGAUUUGUUUAUCAUUUUUACCACUUAACAUACUAAAAAUUUCUUAAGAGGUUUACAUAGGGGUGGUAUUCAUACAUAAGGUAACGGGGUGGUAUUCAAACUAAGUCUAAAGCAGACCCAUUGAAAACAGUGAACCUGACUUUGUUAGGCACAUUCAUUUGAAAGGGUCUACUCUGAGUAAAUUGAACACCAGCUAAUAAAAUGCUCUAAAAUCUGGAUUAAAAACAAGUUAAAAUAAGACACAACUGCGUAUCACAAAUAAAACUGAGUGGUUUAUAUUAACGACCCAGCCAUGCAUAAAGGCAUGUUAAAUGUGACAUUCUUACACCAGUUGGUGUUGGCUUUAUCAUAUAGCUUUCACUGCCACCGUGUUGAUGGUGUGACAGAAUGCACUUUUGCUGCCUUUGACCACUGUCCGGAGAAUGGUGUGAUGCUCAAGGUGACAAGAGUUGGUUCUCCUUUCAGUGGACCUCAGCCAGCAACCUCCUCGUCAUCUUCUGGCGCAGAAAACACUUCGCCCCAUCUAAUGCACUUGUUGUUGUUGUUUAGUCAUUUAGUCGUGUCCAACUCUUCGUGACCCCAUGGACCAGAGCAUGCCAGGCACUCCUGUCUUCCACUGCCUCCUGCAGUUUGGUCAAACUCAUGCUGGUAGCUUCAAGAACACUGGCCAACCAUCUCAUCCUCUGUCGCCCCCUUCUCCUUGUGCCCUCCAUCUUUCCCAGCAUCAGGGUCUUUUCCAGGGAGUCUUCUCUUCUCAUGAGGUGGCCAAAGUCUUGGAGUCUCAAUUUCAGGAUCUGUCCUUCCAGUGAGCACUCAGGGCUGAUUUCCUUCAGAAUGGAGAGGUUUGAUCUUCUUGCAGUCCAUGGGACUCUCAAGAGUUUCCUCCAGAUUCUAAUGCACUACCAUUCUCCAAAGAAAUGUUUCCGUGCUCCCUACUGAUAGCCUUUCCAAUGUCGCUUGUGAGCUAAAUCACACUGUCUUCCAGUUGCUAGCAAAGCCUUUGCAAAAGCGUUUCCAAUAUUGUCUGCCUCUCUCUUUGCCCAACAGCCUUCCUCUGCCAUGGCUCCUCUACGCUGUGAUCAACAAUUUCGUCCCCGUGGCCGUGAGCAGCAAUGGGCUCUUCUGCGCAAUAGUCCUCCUUUUCAUCAUGCUGCUCUUCGUCAUCCUAUCCAUUGCGGCUUGCAAGUGGAGGAUGAACAAAUUCCUGGGCUUCACCAUGUUUGGGCUUUACUUUGUGUUCCUGAUCGUCAGCGUCCUUCUAGAAGACAGGAUCAUCGUGUGCCCUGUGUCUAUUUGA